GAGCCAGAAUACCACAUGGCUAAAAUAGAAACUCCCAUAGGAUUUUCAAAGACGAAAACGUCUUCGAACGCACCAGAGGUACAAACUUUAAUCAGAGAGGCAGUAGCCCUGCAGGUUGCUUCACAGUACGGCAUUUCGCCAAUCAGUGCACCACAAAACGGACAAGUCAUCCAUCAACAUAUACCAGUACAGCCAUUCAACGGAAUCCCGACGCAACAAGACUUAAUAAAUUCAGGAGCGGAAGGUAUAGUAAUACCUCCAAAUGCCUUAUACCAGCCCGAUCCGAUGUUCUUACAGAAAUUACAAAGUCAGAUAAUACAAAGUUUUCCGUCAGUUGAAUUCAUACCUUAUUCCGCUGAACUUCCACCAGCAAAUCCGCAAAUCGAAAUAAAACCGCAACUAAUUCUAUUGGAAAACGACGAGAUAAAACAAGAGCCGUCGUCUUUUGUACCAAUGUACCAAAAGAAUUUGGUACAGAGGAAUACUCAAGAAAGCUCUGCCGUUACAUUAAUUCCUCAAGCGAUUGUGGUCUUUAACGCAACAGACAAAACCAAUUUGAUGUCAGCAUCAAAUACAACCGGGGAUUUGAUGGCAGCGGCAUCUCAACCAAUAACAACAACAAUCAAAUACAUUGCUGAGCCUAAUAGAGAUCGACUGAACACGACUCCGAUAUUCUACGCCCAAAUAGGACAGAGCAUCGGCGACGUUAUAGCAAAAGGAUUUUAUUCGGCCAUAAAUGACGUCAGAGCUGCAGCAGCGUUGGCUCAAAUUGAAAAAUUACCGGAAUCUAAUAGAAUAGCCGAUACUGCUGAAAACAUUACAACCACAACCGUAAAUCCAAAUUUGGAACCGUACUUCGUGAAAACGAAAGAAGAGGGAAAGGAUAAUAAAACAGUCUCCGAAUUAAAAUCACUACUGGGAAUGCCAUUUAGCAAAACAAGUGAUUCUGUAAACGUGGCUUAUACUCUAUUAAGAAGCGACACUAAAGAGCCAAAAAUGACACAAGAAGGAACAGUGUAUGCGGGUCAGAUCGUCGAGGCCAGUGUAAGUGAAGACCAAGACUUUAAUAACGAGAAAGCAACUUUAAUGUCGAGGAGGGCUCCCAUAAGACUUGUCGCUGUACCUGACCAAAAAGAAACUCCGUCUAAAUCGACUAGUCAACAAGCAUCAACGUCGAGCAGUGGACAAAAAGCAGCUGUAGUCAAAGCGCGAAUACCACCAAAGAGCAAAAUCGUUUUUGACGAUAACACAGGGGAACCCAUUUUGAGGAUAUAUGCAAGUUAUGCCAACAAUCCCACGCAGAAAGAAUCAAUCACAACAAAAUUACAAAGUUUAAAACACGUAAAAGAUGCCGCAACACGUAAAGAGAUUUCGGAGAACUGGAAAUCGCCGACUCUUAAAUCUGUGGACAAAACUCAAGGUUUCGAAGGAAACCAAGUGACGGAAUUCGGUUUGAAAUUGAAAGCGCGUAAUGAUCAGUACAUACCGCUCUUCGAAGAAUAUGAUGAAUAG
Messenger RNA from Bombyx mandarina (wild silkworm), 1512 nucleotides. RefSeq lists its product as uncharacterized. The record is from RefSeq and is a predicted model, not a curated record. NCBI's taxonomy places the organism in Eukaryota, Metazoa, Arthropoda, Insecta, Lepidoptera, Bombycidae.